Messenger RNA from Saccostrea cuccullata (small rock oyster), 1213 nucleotides. Its product is annotated as galactoside alpha-(1,2)-fucosyltransferase 2-like. Gene Ontology annotation, molecular function: galactoside 2-alpha-L-fucosyltransferase activity. The record is from RefSeq and is a predicted model, not a curated record. The transcript has a single exon. Gene Ontology annotation, biological process: carbohydrate metabolic process. Bases 10 to 1170 code for a protein of 386 amino acids. Lineage: Eukaryota; Metazoa; Mollusca; Bivalvia; Ostreida; Ostreidae. Gene Ontology annotation, cellular component: membrane.
UACGUUGCAAUGUUUAUAACUGUCGUUACCCUCAUUAUCAUAAGCAAGCAUCUUGGACCUGAUCAAUCUCUCCGCAAAAGUUUCUUAAACGGUACUUUUCGAAAACAUCAGGUGUCUUCAAGUAAUAUCAGGGGAAGGGUAGAACUCCAAAACAAUUCAAAAGAGACGCCAAAUACUAGACGGAGAACAAAUGUUUCUAAAGAAUAUACAACUUGGAACGCUUCGUCAUUGUGGAAGAGCGGAAACAUACCAUUAAUAAAAAGUGUCUCUACAGGAAUGUCGAUGUUUUCUUCCAUUGCCAAAUUUACAACCUCACCAGCAUCCGUCGAACACAAACAGUCAACCGAGUUUUAUGUCUGUGUUAAGUAUAUCGGAAGACUUGGAAAUAAUUUAUUUCAGUUUGCCUCUGGAUACGGAAUUGCUGCCUCUAAAGGUAUGAAGUUAGUAGUCGGAGUAACUGAUAGAAUUUACCAAAUAUUUCAAAUUAAAAACGGUAAAAACAUUCUGAUCAGCAAAAACAAGCAUGAGUGUGACAACGCAAUAUUUCGAAAAGAACGUCAAACGAAUUCUUAUGAUAAAGAUAUUGUAGAUUUUAAACCAAAUGCAACAUAUAGAGUUGGGCGAUGUUUACAGUCAUGGAAAUAUUUCCAUAAUGUGUCAAAUGAACUACGAGAAAUUCUUAAAUUUAGAAAUCACAUUCAAACAAAAGCAAAUAAGUUAAUGGAAAAUGUUCUAAGGAAAUAUGAUACUUCCAGAGAGAAUGUUACCCUUAUCGCUGUCCACGUAAGACGUGGUGAUAUGCUCACACUUGGAAAUGCUUUUUCGGUUGCAACUAAGGAGUACUUUGAAAAAGCAUUCCAAUACUUUAGAAAUUACUCCAGUCCGAUUUAUGUUGUUUGUUCCAAUGGUAUGGCUUGGAGUAAAGCAAAUAUUCCCAAAAACUACUCGGUCGAAUUUAUGUACGGAAAUUUACCGGAAGAAGAUUUGGCUUUAAUGGCGUCAUGUGAUCACGUGAUAUCGUCGGUUGGUUCUUUCAGCUGGUGGGCAGGCUGGUUUACGAACGGAUUCGUAACAUAUUAUAAAUGGCCAGUUGUAGAAGAUUCAAUACGUCGACAUGAGUACAGCUCAGACUUUACGGAUUUUUUCUCCCCACAUUGGAUAGGAUUAUAAAAUGAACAGAUUAGAUAGAGUUAUUAUGAUUUUUCUUCGCUAG